AUGGGCUUUUCAUCUUUAAUUGCAGGUACCUAUUAUUGCGUGAACAUGUUUCUAGUAACCCUGUCAACCUUCCUCUGUCUGAUCGUUGUGAACUGUCAUUUCCGCGGUGACAGCCAUUCAGAAUUACCACGUUGGGCCAAAUUGAUAUUUCUUGUGUACGGAGCCCGCAUCUUUUUCAUCAAUUCCGGUCCAGCCAAAGCCACUUCCAACACAGCGGCAGCGACAUCGAAGUCUAGUAAUACUGGAGGAGGAGGUGGUAGUGGUGGCUUUUCUAGAAGAGCAGGUGAUAUACCCCUUGCUGAAACAACGCGCACUAAUAAGUUAACGCGAUCCGCGGUCGCAGCAGACCAUUCAGCUUAUCGAUCGGCAUGCCAUUUACCGUCUAAUGAUCAAAUAGGAAGAUGUCAUAUGCGAGAUUCUUAUCGGGGCCGAUGCAGUUGUGAACUAAGCUGCCAUGUAAGUGGUUGCUGUCAGAACUUAAAUGAGAAUCCUGCCUACUAUCAACCGUCUUCCUCACUGUGUCCUGAAUGCCAUCAACAGCAGCCGAUGCAGCGCCAUCAUAACCGACGAAUGGUGGACACUUGUUGUCAGCAGCGUUCUUCCCACCACGACACCACUCAUCGUUGUCAACCCUCUCACGCAUCGAUGAGUCACGCUGCCCAAGCAAGCUGCUCAUGUGAUGAUUGCAACAACUCCUAUCGUGAGCAAGAACCCCCAUGCCUUCUACCACCCUCCUGCUACCAACGAAAUGCUCAACCCAAAUCCCCAUUUGCUGAAGAGGAUACGACUAAUCAGACGUGUCCCGCUUGCGCUGCUGCAGCUUCUGCUGAUGAUUGUGUAAUUCCUGACACCUGCUACAGCGAUGCUCACUGUACCCCUAAAGAUCCAGAAGCGGCUCUUGCAGACGUCUGGGCCUCUGCUGCUCACCACAGGUCUGGACGAUCCCUCCGUGGCAACAACCCCUCUACAAAAACCCCCCGUUGUCCACCUUUUUACAAUACAACUAAUCUUCUUACUGGAGGUGAGAGGAAUCAAGCUGGAUACUCCACAUAUUGUGCUCAAUGCCAGCAAUGUGAAUCAGAACAAUAUGCUGCAGGAAUGAGAGGAGUGAAUAAACCGGACGCCCGUGUACUAAGGAGAGUAGCGACUGUGACUCGAGACAUUGGGGAGAUUGUACGUGGCAUCCGCUACUUUCAACGAAAGAAUGAGGAGAAGGAGAAAUUUCAAAAGAUUAUCAAUGAGUGGCGGACGGUUGGUGGUGUGCUCGAUCGCUUAUUCUUCAUAUGCUACCUAAUAGCAAUCAGUAUCACCAUCAUCAUGUACUUCCCACGACCUUCAAGUGAUGAGUAA
Rodentolepis nana is the source of this 1350-nucleotide messenger RNA. The record is from the annotation of a GenBank genome assembly. Lineage: Eukaryota; Metazoa; Platyhelminthes; Cestoda; Cyclophyllidea; Hymenolepididae.